This is a messenger RNA of Gavia stellata (red-throated loon), 654 nucleotides long. RefSeq names its product CKLF like MARVEL transmembrane domain containing 4 (gene CMTM4). NCBI's taxonomy places the organism in Eukaryota, Metazoa, Chordata, Aves, Gaviiformes, Gaviidae. The record is from RefSeq and is a predicted model, not a curated record. Gene Ontology annotation, cellular component: membrane. Bases 1 to 636 code for a protein of 211 amino acids. The transcript is spliced from 4 exons.
AUGAGGAACGGCGAUGACCUGGAGGGCUUCGACGGCGAGGCGUCCAGCACCUCCAUGAUCUCGGGGGCCAGCAGCCCCUACCAGCCCACCACGGAGCCCGUCAGCCAGCGCCGCGGGCUGGGCGGCCUCCGCUGCGACCUGGACUACCUGCGGGGCACCUUCGGCAGGAUCAAGCUGGCCGAGGUGGUUUUGGCACUGAUUGCUUUCAUCUGCAUAGAGACCAUCAUGGAAUGCUCCCCUUGUGAAGGCCUUUAUUUCUUCGAGUUUGUGAGCUGUAGUGCGUUGGUGGUUACUGGAGUUCUGUUGCUUAUGUUCAGUCUAAAUCUUCACACAAGAAUACCACAGAUCAACUGGAAUCUUACUGAUCUGGUCAACACUGGACUCAGCACUUUCUUCUUUUUCAUUGCCUCUGUAGUACUUGCUGCUUUAAACCAUAAAACUGGAGCAGAAAUUGCUGCUGUGAUAUUUGGUUUCUUGGCAAUGGCAGUGUAUGCUGUGAACACGUACUUAGCUAUUAAAAAGUGGCGAAUGAACAGCAGACAACAAAGUAGUCGGCAGACCAGUGAUUACAUACGUGCUCGGACAGAAUCCAGAGAAGUAGAUCAUCGCCCUGAGAUUCAGCGUCUGGAUGCGUGAAAGCAACAUUCAAAUGGG